AUGAAGAUAGGAAAUUCAACUGAGAUGCAAAACGACAUCGUUGUGAAACUAGCAACGCAUUUAAUCGCAACCGUUGCCACCGGCUCCAACCUUGUCUUCUCACCAAAGUCAAUCAACGUUUUGCUCUGCCUCAUUGCCGCUGGUUCCAGUUGCGUAGCCAAACAAGGAAUACUCUCUCUCCUCAUGCUACCCUCAUCGGAUCACCUCAACGCUGUCUUGUCUAAGACCUUAUCUAUUACCCUUGUCAACGGCACUGAGAGAAGUGAUUUGCAGUUAUCUAUGGCUAAUGGUGUCUGGAUAGACAAGUAUCUCUCAUUGAAGCCUUCCUUUAAAAAGCUUUUGGAAAACUCUAACAAGGCUACUUGCAAUCAAUUUGACUUCGCAUCCAAGAUUCUUAAUGGUGACUUUGCAAUAUCUUCUUGUGUUUAUGACCUUGAACUUGUGGAUCUAUAUGUCAAAUUUGUUUGA
This is a messenger RNA of Eruca vesicaria subsp. sativa (arugula), 468 nucleotides long. The record is from the annotation of a GenBank genome assembly. Lineage: Eukaryota; Viridiplantae; Streptophyta; Magnoliopsida; Brassicales; Brassicaceae.